AACCUUUCAGCCCACAACACGUGUUCAACCAGAUUGGAGAAUGCAAUGCUUGAAAUGAAACAGCUACUGCAAAGUUGUACAGUUUUCUGACGAAACAUUUUAAAUGACCAGUAAAGAAUGACGACAGAACAGGAACGUUAUGUAAAAGUGACUGAAGAUGUGACCAGUGACGGAACUGCGGAACAGACUGAUCUUGCAAAAGAUGUUGGUCAGAGUGAAUGUGCUGCUGAGGUCCACAUCGAAGAUCAGGAGGAGGAGGAGGAAGUGGAUGGUUCAGAGGUGGACCAUGAAGAAGACGCCAGCACAGCCGAUCUUGGUGAAGAGGACCAAUUCAUGGAUGAGGGAGAUGGACAAGACUUGAAAAGCGGCAAAAAGACUGUACCAGGAAUAGUGUAUAUUGGACAUAUACCUCCCAGGUUACGACCCAGAUAUCUUAGGACCAUGCUUGGUGCUUAUGGAGAAAUCGGGAGAAUUUUCCUGAUGCCUGAAAGUCGAAUGGUCCGCAGGAAGAAAAAGAAGUCUGGCAGUAAUGCCAGCAAUUUCACUGAGGGCUGGGUGGAGUUCAGAGACAAGCGCAUAGCCAAAAGGGUGGCCAUCACCCUCAAUAACACACCCAUUGGAAACCGCAAGAAAAGCCGCUUUGCUGCUGACCUCUGGUCCAUGAAGUAUCUGCACAGGUUUAAUUGGUGCCACCUGAGUGAGCGGCUGGCCUAUGAGCAGACUGUGUAUCACCAGCGCAUGAGGACAGAAAUCACUCAGGCCAAGAAGGAGACCAACUUCUACCUGGCCAGCGUGGAGAAGAGCCAGACCCUGGACAAGAUCCGCAAGAAGAAGGAGAAAAAGGGCGAGAAGAUGGAGGAGAAGACGUGGGACUUCAAACAGCGGCGCACCGAGGAGGAGAUCCAGACGGGCAAGGCGAAGAACCUCUCGAAGAAGAACCUCCAGAAGGCUCAGGAGAAAGCUAAGGUCAUCCAGCAGAAGGCCCAGUCCAACACCUCUCUGCUGGCCAAGAUCUUCAACAGUGGAAGAGCACAGGACUGAACUUAUUCAAGUCAUGCCUCAAUAUUCAGACAAACUGAAUAUACAUAGACUUUACCAGUAUCAGUGGUUUGACACUGUUUUUGUGCCUCUUGAUGGAUCUUUGUUGAGAAAUUGGAAUAUUUUUUCCAUAAAUUGCAUGAGUGCUAUCCACGGCACUUACAAAUAAACUGUAGGCAUGUUGUUUUACUAA
Molecule: messenger RNA, 1231 nt
Organism: Alosa alosa (allis shad)
Lineage: Eukaryota; Metazoa; Chordata; Actinopteri; Clupeiformes; Clupeidae
Gene: abt1
Product: activator of basal transcription 1
Biological process (GO): endonucleolytic cleavage in ITS1 to separate SSU-rRNA from 5.8S rRNA and LSU-rRNA from tricistronic rRNA transcript (SSU-rRNA, 5.8S rRNA, LSU-rRNA); endonucleolytic cleavage to generate mature 5'-end of SSU-rRNA from (SSU-rRNA, 5.8S rRNA, LSU-rRNA); small-subunit processome assembly
Cellular component (GO): nucleolus
Molecular function (GO): RNA binding
Source: RefSeq, a predicted model, not a curated record